GUUCUCCAGUUAACGUUGGAGCGAUUGCCGGAGGAAUAGUGGGGGCGCUGGCGGUUCUUUGUAUCGUAGGCGUGGGCCUAUUUUUUUACAGGAGGCGUCUGGCAGACAGUGGCGACAGCCCGCUAACCAAAUUACCUCGCCGGUCACCAAAGCAAAGGUCAGUGCCGGAGGACGACACCCAGAUGGGGGCGAUCGGACCGAUGGACGAGGAGGCGGUAGAAGUGAAGAAAUCUCCUGCUCCAAAACCGAAGCCCAAACCCAAAAGGCCAAGCAGAAGUGGCGGCGCCUCACCGUCCUUAGCCCUGCGUCAGCCCAUCCCGAUCAACAGGCUGGAGAGGGAGUUCACCAGGCGUCACGCUAACGACGACCAGCUGUUUGUGGAGGAAUACAGCUAUCUGCCUAAGCCGUUUGGAAGAGACCAUGCAGAAGCUUACUACAACGAGGAAAAUGCCUCCAGGAACAAGUUUAGAAACAUCAUCGCAUAUGACAGGGGCCUUGUGAAGCUGACUCCAAUCGAAGGGGUUCCAGGAUCAGGCUAUAUCCAUGCCUCUUACAUGGAUGGAUACCAGGAGCAGGGCAAGUUUAUUGCUGCCCAGGGCCCUAUGGAGAACACCAUCGCUGACUUCUGGAGGAUGAUCUGGGAGACAGGUUCAACAGCAAUCGUCAUGGUAACCAACCUGGAGGAGAAUGGCAAGAAAAAAUGCUCAAAGUACUGGCCCGACAGUGGAGAGAAGACCUACAACCCCGGCGGGGGAUAUGGAACGUUAACUGUAAAACUUGAGCAAGCUGUGCCGAUGGUGGACCACGUCACUCGAGUAUUCCUGCUGAGCAAAGCAAGGGAGAGGAGAGUGCGCAAAGUCACUCACUUCCACUUCAUCGGAUGGCCAGACUUUGGGCUGCCGAAGAGCCCCAUGGGAUUGCUGAAGUUCCGGAAGACCGUGAUGUCGUCUUUGACCUCCAACGACAGACCAAUCGUCGUGCACUGCAGUGCCGGGGUGGGCCGUACCGGUACUUUCAUCACCGUGGACGCCAUGUUGGACAUGAUCAAGGAAGAGGGGAAGGUGGACGUGUUCGGGUUUGUGGAGAAGAUGCGUCAGAACAGGAGCUUCAUGGUGCAGACUGAGGCUCAGUACGUGUUCAUCUUCAAAGCCCUCUUGGAAGAUUACCUGUACGGAGACACGGAAAGUGAAGUGGCCAACAUCCACCGCUACAUGCAGAAACUCAAGAUGGAGGAUCCUCAGACUGGCGUAUCUGGGCUCGAGACUGAGUUUGGGAAGCUGACCCGCAUCCCCAUCGACAAAGCCAACAUGCGGUCCGGGAACCUGCCGGAGAACCUGUCCAAGAACAGGGUGCUGCAGGUCCUGCCGUACGACACCACCCGAGUUUUCCUACAGCAGAAGCCAGGUGUGAAGGGAUCUGACUACAUCAACGCUUCCUUCAUUGAUGGCUACAACAUGAAGGACGCGUACAUCGCUACCCAGGGCCCGCUGGACCGGACUGUGGAGGACUUCUGGAGGAUGGUGUGGGAGUGGAACUCCUGCUCUGUUGUCAUGCUGACUGAGAUCAAGGAGAAGAGUCAGAACAAGUGCGCCAUGUACUGGCCGGAGGAUGGCAGCCAGUCUUUUGGCGACUUCACUGUGUCUCUUCAAGACCAGACUGACUACCCUGACUACACCCUGCGUACCUUCCACCUCACUAAGGGCAAGGGAGGAACAACCCGUACCGUGCAGCAGUUCCACUUCCACGGUUGGCCGGAGGUCGGUAUCCCUGACAACGCCGCUGGGAUGAUCGAUCUGAUUGGUCAGGUUCAGAAGCAGCAGCAGCACUCUGGGAACGGACCAAUCACCGUGCACUGCAGUGCCGGGGCCGGCCGCACGGGGGCGUUCUGUGCCAUCAGCACAGUACUGGAGCGGGUGAAGGCAGAGGGAGUCUGUGACGUGUUCCAAGUGGUGAAGGCACUCCGGCUGCAGCGGCCUCACAUGGUGCAGACACUGGACCAGUACCAGUUCUGUUACCAGGCUGUUGUGGAGUACCUGGACAGUUUUGACCACUACGCCAAUUUCCGCUGAAGAGUCGUGUGGCACCUGAAAGCUUUCGACAAGAAAUGUCAGAGUUCAGACAAAAAACGAUCAUCAGUUGAAGACUUACUAUACUGUGUAUCUUAGUGACAAACUUUGAUUAUAUGCUUUAAGCAUGGAUGGUUUCACAGCUUAAAUAGAUGCAAAACACCAACUAUAUUAGCAUGAAAUUUCAUCUUUCUUGGUGCAAGUCAUUAAGUAAAGACUAAACUAAACUAUAAUGAGGCAUAUGUAGGACCCGCUACUACGGUCACGUGUCUCUGAUGUCACGUUCCAAGUGUAGACGGGUCCAUUCCGUGAACAAGGUUGAAGGAAUUAGUCGAAAAUUUGGGUAAGUCCAAUUCGUUCCAGUGUUGGAGAUGAAAUAUAGUCUUUACUUCAUAGCAGCAAUAUGAAUUAGGUUUCUCACUUUUAAAGUUUUGAUGUAGCGAUGCCAUUUUAACUAAUCAAAUCAAUCAUUGUUAAUAAGGAUCAAGAUUGUAUGCUUCAAAAAUUCAUGCACUAGUUGAUAUGAAAGAGAUAUUUGCUGUUGUCUUCUGAAGAUGGUUUACAGUUUAAUGAACAGGGGAGUUAAUUCCAUUUCACUAAAUUCCAAACGGUAUGUCCAGAAUACCAAGCAAAUCCUCAGUACAAUUGUCUACAUUAAUGUACUCUAAUGAGGAUAUCUGAAAAAAAAAACUACACAGAGUAUCUUACAAAUAACACAGAUUACAACCACAAGAGACCAGGAAUGACAAAUCUAGAUGACUUUUAUUCCGAUAUCUACAAAGGAUAUUAUAACCUCAAGACACAGAUGGAUUCCGAAGAAGUGCUACCACAUCAGGAAUGAUUGGUCGAAAAAAAAAGUGAAAAUCAAUUUCUUCUAUCAAGGCUACCAUCAUCAGAUGCUUUUUGUGUCGCAGAGCAUCACCUCUGUGUUUCUAAUGGUUAAAGCCCACUUUAACUUUUACGUUAAUGCACAUAAGUCUACAUUUGUAUGGACGUGGGUAGGAAAUAGUAUGAACCAGUCAAGUAUCAUUUGGGAAGAGGAUCACGUCUGUAUUAUCUGUUUGAGCAAGUUCUUUUGAAUUGAGAAGGCAGAUCAUUUACCCUGUCACAACUGGUUUGUAGUCACUUAAAUCCAAACAUCUGGUUGUAGAUGACAUAUUUUCUCUCCUUAAGAUUAAAUCAAGUAUUGAAUCUGUACCUUUUCUGUGUCUUGACAUCUACAGUGUUGUGUAUUUACAAUAUUGACAAUGCAGAAAUUAACAUGAUCAUUCCAUUCAUAAAAGUGUAGAACAUAUCCUAUUAUUAACAUGCUUGAGGCCACCUCCUUGUGAUGGCAACACAUAGUUAGCUGGCAUGUAGAGCUUCAAUACUCGAAAAAUAUUACACAUACUUGGUAAAAGCAAUGCUUGUAAAUUAUAUGAACACAUGGACGGAUUAAGCUUAAGCAUUGUUCCCUAUAGGUAAAAUUAGUAUCAAGCAAAUAAAAACAAAACCAUGACUUAAUAUAACAUGAGAUCAGUGACGUUCACACUGCUGCAAUUCAGUCAUUACUUGCCAGAUUGUGCUGUACAGUGUGUCAAAUUCUCUCAAGGAAAAUACCUAGUAUUCAUUUAUAAACAGUCUCCACACAAAACAAACUAUGUGAAACAUUACUUUGACAACUGAGACAAAAAAAGACAUAAAUAAACUACCUGUGACUUGAAUGCCAAAGGUGCAUGAGGUUUAAGAUUUCCAGCUUCUUUAUGGUAAACAAUCUGGCAUGUUUUUGCUGAGAAGUGACAUAGCAGUGUUAGAUAUUCUAUAAACUUUAAGCAACAAUAAAAUCUACAUGACAACAUAUUAUAUAUCUACAUAAAUUGUUGAGAAAUCGUAAGCAAAGGCAGAAGCUUUGUAAUCUUGAUCUUUUAGCACAUAAAGUCUACAUUUGGCUUUCUAUGGCCCAUCAAAAUCAAUAUAGAACUGGCAUGGCAAUAUUGUCCAUCUCAGUGUGUGGUAAACAAUCUGUGAGAAUAGUGUACCCUGUGUUUGACAUAUGCAAUUGAAGUUCCCAAUUUUCUAUCAGCACAUUAGUGUCUGUAUACAAUGUACAUGUAUUGCACAUGAAAACAUGGAAUGCCAAAAACAGGGAUACCAAAGUUCAGGGAAUAGCCAAAGAAUAUAUCCCAAGAAAAAGGAUUUCAAACAAAUUCUAGCAGAGAAGCAUGGCCUACCGUACAUGUUUAUCUUACAUUAAUGUACAAGACACAUUUACAUACUAUUAGUAUCGUUUCUUUCUGAUGGUCAUAUUAGCACACUUAUGAAUCGCAUCUACAAAAAUAGCACUUUGAUAACAGUUCUUCUUAUACAUCUAUGUGAUCAAAUACUACAUUGUACAUUUCUGAAAGGCACAACACUUCAAAAGGUGUGAUGUAAUGCUACUAGCUGUUCUAGGCAUUGUGAAUAGAAAUAUGUCUACCA
Messenger RNA from Branchiostoma belcheri (Belcher's lancelet), 4523 nucleotides. Its product is annotated as receptor-type tyrosine-protein phosphatase alpha-like. Gene Ontology annotation, molecular function: protein tyrosine phosphatase activity. Bases 183 to 2069 code for a protein of 628 amino acids. Gene Ontology annotation, biological process: protein dephosphorylation. NCBI's taxonomy places the organism in Eukaryota, Metazoa, Chordata, Leptocardii, Amphioxiformes, Branchiostomatidae. The transcript is spliced from 18 exons. The record is from RefSeq and is a predicted model, not a curated record.